Messenger RNA from Cylicocyclus nassatus, 555 nucleotides. NCBI's taxonomy places the organism in Eukaryota, Metazoa, Nematoda, Chromadorea, Rhabditida, Strongylidae. The record is from the annotation of a GenBank genome assembly.
UAGGAAAUGUCAACAUUUACGAUGGCCUAAAAUGGCACAGAGCCUUCAAACGUAAUUGAUUCCAUGACAAGUAAUACGACCAACGUGCGUCAAAUUUCAAAAAUGGAUCAAAAAAUGGAAUCUAUGAAGGCUGUAGUUGAACAAUUGCGGCGAGAAACACAAGUGCAACGAAAAAAUGUUUCCGAAGUGGCAAGAGAUCUUCUCGACUACUGUGAAAAGCACAAAGGUAGCGAUACUCUGGUGAGUGGUACAACAGAUGCACAAAAUCCUUUCCGCGAGAAGAAGGGUUGCACAAUGAUUUGAUGUCGCCUCUGUGAUCAUGUAGCUCCAUUAUUGCUAGUCCGAAGUACCAUUAAAAAGGUUGUUUCAGAAACUGGUGAACAUGAACACUCUAGUUGUACUCAUAUGAGAUUUUCGUGUAGCUAAUUUAAUCCUGUCUCACUAUACUUAAAGAUCUUUAAAUCCAUCAAACUUGAUUCUCUUGCCGGAACAUUAACGCUGAAUUUGUCGCUAUGCAUUGCGUAAAGCACCUCGAAAUAAAUCAUUGUGCCAAGG